Hemibagrus wyckioides is the source of this 6347-nucleotide messenger RNA. It is a transcript of the gene kitb, whose product is annotated as KIT proto-oncogene, receptor tyrosine kinase b. Gene Ontology annotation, biological process: Fc receptor signaling pathway; multicellular organism development; positive regulation of cell migration. The record is from RefSeq and is a predicted model, not a curated record. Bases 457 to 3345 code for a protein of 962 amino acids. Gene Ontology annotation, molecular function: transmembrane receptor protein tyrosine kinase activity; cytokine binding; ATP binding. Gene Ontology annotation, cellular component: signaling receptor complex. The transcript is spliced from 21 exons. Lineage: Eukaryota; Metazoa; Chordata; Actinopteri; Siluriformes; Bagridae.
UCCCCUACAGAUGAUAUUGACGCAGCAGACCGUCACGUCAUCACUGAUGACCUGAGAUAUUAACUUUUUGUUUAUUUAUUUAUUUCAGCGCGCGUGAGUAAGAAGAAGCUCGAUUCGUUGAAACAAAACGACACCGAGUGACUAAUCUGCGAGAAGUGGCGUGAGACGGACACUUAAGCUAAUGAACAUCGAAAACAGUUCUGUCCAGAACGAUUGCUCAGCCCUCAUUUCCGGGAAGUGUGGGCACGGUGCCCGUGUCCGAUGUGUGUGGCACACCGACCGUCUGUCCAAAACAAACACUCCUCUUAAGCCGGGAGCGCGAGCUUGGGUUUGAAGGAACACAUAUACACCCCCACACACACUCGCGAGCGCGCGCGCGUCUUGUGCGCUGAGAGGACGCGGAAAGCGCCGGGAGAGGCGCGAGCGGUCACACACCUCGUGCAUGGGGCAAAAAAGAUGGCAUGCGCUUGGAUACUAUUCGCGGUCACACUUUUAUUUACCUUACCACCAGGCCUGUUCAAGCCAGUCAUCUCUCCUGACAGUCCUCACCUGGUCAUUCAGAAAGGUGGGCAACUAGAGCUGCGUUGCGAAGACAACAUAAGGUUUGAUGCCAACAGCCUGCGGUGGCACCGGGAUAAAGGCAAGAGGAUUGAGGGAGAACUAGUGAAAGAUGGAGUCAUCAUUAUUAGCCUCGCCUCCGUCCAGCCGCAGCACAUGGGCCGCUACACCUGCCAGAGCACUGAAACAAGAGAAAAGAGCUCCAUCUUUAUUUAUGUGAAAGAUCCGGAGAGCGCAUUUGUGCGUUCUAUGGUAAACGGCUUGCUUGCGAAAGAGGGCGAGGACUGCACUCUGCCGUGCUUAGUGACAGAUCCGGCCGUAACCAGUUUGUCUCUACUGAGCUGUAGUGGCAGCGCCGUGCCAGCUGGACUUUCUUACACGGCUGACCUACAGAAAGGCAUCGUCAUCCAUAACAUCACCAAGGCGUUCGAGGGAUGCUACGUCUGCACCGGGCUCAUGGGUGGAAUAAUGGUGAAGUCGAGUCAGUACGACGUGAACGUGAGACAAGUUCCAGAAUCUGUUCCAGUAAUAAGUCUGUCCAGAUCCGAAAAUGUGAUAUUGAUGAAGAACGAAGCGUUUGAGCUCAUCUGCACCACCUCUAACAUCAAUCAUGACUUCCAUUUGACAUGGAGUUUCCCUCCAGAAGCGAAUGCACUGGAGUCACAUGCCUCUCACAUCGUGCCUGGUUCCUGGGGUUACAAGCGCUCAUCUACACUCUGGAUUCAAUCUGUAGUGAUGAGCGACUCUGGAAUUUAUGGCUGCCAGGCCCAGAAUGAGAAGGGUGUCUCCACUGCUACAGUUCGCCUUGAUGUUUACGAACGUGGCUUCAUUAAUGUAACCGAAGGAGAGAACAAGGCUGUGGACGUGCGAGAGGGAGAGAGCCUGACGCUGCGAGUGGAAAUGACCUCAUAUCCCAAGCCGAGCUCUGCGUACUGGACUUACAACAACCAGCAGCUCAAAAACACCUCCGAGCACGUCAUCACACUACAUAACCAGCAAUAUAGGCACAUCAAUGAGUUGAAGUUGGUCCGUGUUCAUUGUGCCGAAGGUGGAAUCUACACUUUCUCAGCCAGUCAUAAUUACACAUCCGUCAAUAAGUCGUUCUCCGUCCAUGUCAACUGCAAGCCGAUUAUCGUUUCUCAGGAGGGGCCGAUUGAUGGACAGGUGAAGUGCGUUGCGUCAGGAUACCCCGCUCCAAAAAUAUCCUGGUACUACUGUGAACCACGACACACACGAUGCUCUCAGCUAAUGAACGCCACACAGGAAGAAGAGGACACAGCCAUUGUGACGAUGUCAAGGUCAAAGUUCGGCCGCACUGAGGUGGAGAGCCGCCUCAACAUCACCAAGGGAAAAUACCACACCCUAGAGUGUGUGGCAACCACGCUGGGAGAAGAGGCUUAUACACUGUUCUCCAUCAGCGAGCGCACAGUCCCUCAUAAACUCUUCACCCCUGUGCUGACUGGAGUUGUAACAGCUUCUAUAGUGCUCAUGUUAUUUCUAAUCAUACUGCUCUACAAGUACAUGCAGAAACCCAAGUAUGAGAUUCACUGGAAAGUGAUUGACAGUAUCCAUGGCAACAACUAUACCUAUAUCGACCCCACCCAGCUGCCUUAUGAUCCCAAGUGGGAAUUUCCGAGAGAGAGGCUACGCUUUGGAAAAAUCCUUGGCGCUGGGGCUUUUGGUAAAGUGGUGGCAGCUACAGCGUAUGGUCUCAGCUCACCUGACACUGUCACCACUGUGGCUGUAAAGAUGCUCAAGCCGAGCGCUCACUCCACUGAAAAGGAAGCUCUGAUGUCAGAGCUGAAGAUUCUGAGUUACCUUGGCAACCACAUGAAUAUUGUCAACCUGCUUGGCGCCUGCACUGUAGGAGGCCCGAUUCUGGUGAUCACAGAGUUCUGCUGUUACGGUGACCUGCUGAACUUCCUGAGGAGAAAGAGGGAUGCAUUUUUCAGCUCUAAAACAGGAGAUGGAUAUUAUAAAAACCUUCUAAGUCAGACCCAGUCUUCAAGGGAAGGCACAGAAAAUGGCUACAUGCCCAUGAGAUCCUAUCAGAAGAAAUCUAAACAAACAGAAUGGAGUGAUGAUAAGGAUGACUUGUCUGUUGAUACUGAGGAUCUGCUCAGCUUCUCCUACCAAGUCGCCAAAGGCAUGGACUUCCUCACAUCCAAAAAUUGCAUCCAUAGAGAUCUGGCAGCAAGAAACGUUUUACUGACUAAGGGACGGGUUGCCAAGAUCUGUGACUUCGGCCUGGCUCGUGACAUCACCAAAGACUCCAACUAUGUUUUGAGGGGAAACGCACGUCUCCCAGUCAAAUGGAUGUCUCCCGAGAGCUUGUUUUCAUGUGUGUAUACGUUUGAAAGCGACGUUUGGUCCUAUGGCAUCUUACUCUGGGAGAUCUUCUCUCUAGGGAACAGUCCAUAUCCCGGCGUUCCAGUUGGUUCCAUGUUCUACAAGAUGAUACAGGACGGGUACAGGAUGAGCGAGCCAGAAUUUGCUCCAAGUGAGAUCUAUGAGGUGAUGAGGUGGUGCUGGAGCUCUGAUCCUCUGAAGAGACCAACCUUCAGGAAACUGGUAGAAAGGACUGAAAUGUUGCUCUCUGAAGCCACCAAACAUGUGUAUUUGAAUCUCAGUGAGAAUGGAGGCGGCAGUAUCAGUGAGUCAUCUGAUUGUCCAUGGCUGCAGAGAGCACCAUCUCAGAGGCUGAGCUCAGUGGGCAGCACCACAGCAUCGACCCAACCCCUGCUGCUAGCCACCAAUGAUGUUUUUCUGGAACAUGAGACUUGCUAAGGACCACUCACUCAUCCACCACUUCGAUUCCACUCACACCUUAUUUGGCUUUGUGGCUCUCUCUUUUGGGUUCUCUAUUUUUGUUGUUGCCAGAGUGAUCUCUAUAACCCGUACCUGCAUUUUGUCAAUAAGUGCGAAUUGCUGUUCUUCCUUAUAAUUAGUGCAAGUUCAUAUGCGGUUUUGUUGUCUUUCUUUAAAGAGUAAUUACACCCAUAAUUAUUUAUUUUUAAGUUAAAAACUGAUAUAAUCUACCAAGAAUGAAGAUUUCCUAUUCCCUUUUAAGGAAUAAUGUCUAUCCAUUUUGUAGAAACUUGCUUACAAAUGAAUAACAUUACCUACCGCCUAGCUAUGAACACUUUGGCUAAAUUGGUGGACUUACCUGCAACAGAUGUUUGUGGCCUUAUUAACACUAAUGAAAAGAAUAUUUUGGUAGUCGAUAAUGUCAAUAGCGCUAUAGAUGCUAAUGAGUAAAAAGAUGUAGCUAUCUAUGCUAGUACUCUGUCGACAUUUAAUCUUUGGGCAUUUAUCAACUAUAACGUUUAUAGACAAGGUACUAAAGUACCACAAACAGAUGUGACCUGACGUGGACUUACUAUCAUCUACUACUAAGCGCAUUAUUUUCAUAUAACAGCAUGUACAGAAGUAUAGUUAUACCAUGGCAAUUUGCCAACAAUUACAAUUUUUAAUGUAUUUAUUAACAGCAUGUCAUACUAUUAACCACUUAUGGUUGUGAGACGUCUAUGAGACAAGCUAGCUUCUGUUAUCAGGUAUAACAGCUAUAAGCUUUUGUCUUGUCCUAAGCCUGUCUUUGACUCUUGAAGUAAAAAAAAUAAUAAUAAAAAACAAAAAAACAAAAACAAAGCUUGAAAUAUAAAACAUUAAAAAACUAAAACAACAUAUUACUGAGAAACUGGAACGUUAUUGAGGUGAAACCUGACCUGCAGGAAAACCGACACUGGAGAAUCCUUCCAUAAAUUUUCAACCAAUCAGAUUUGAGAAAUUUACAAGAACAUUUUACUUCUUCAAAUGUUCAUUUUCACACGGAAAAUACUUGUUACAAAUCUCAAACACCAUUAGUUACCGACUCUAUGGUAUAAAGAGUCUCUUUUGUGUCCAACAUAAAAAUAAAAAUCACCAAUUAACUUAAAAUUCACCAUCUAAGCUAAAGACGUAUGAUGAGUUAACUUGGCGUAAAUGAGCUAGUUCUGUGAUGUAGCUAGUUAAUUCAAUAAUUAGUUCAAUAUAUUAACCAGCUAGUAACGUUUUAGUUAGCAUUUUGUUUUGUUUUUUAGCUUGUAGGUUUAAAAGAGUACUUUUUGCUAGGGCUCCUGAUUGCUUAGUGUGCUGGCUCUUUACAUCAGUUGACUAUACUUGAGUAUAUUGAAAUGUUGAUACCUUUUGGCUAUGUAGUUCUAGGUUUAAUCUAGAUUUUCACACAGUACCAAAAUGUUUACAUUUCUUACAGUUUCAGGGGAGUUUUCCAACCCUGCACUCCCUCAAGUGUGCUUUGGUAAAGGAUAGGGUGCAGUUGGUUAUUAACAUAAUGCUUUAUUCGCAUGAUUGCUAUUAAUGAGCUAUUAUUCUCUAUCUCUAUCUCUCUCUCUCUCUCGCAGUCUCUUAUUUUUGUAUUUAUUAUUUAUUUAUUUAAUCUACUUAAAAAACAAGGACUAAUGGCGUGUUCAAGUCAUGUCGGAAAGAUCGUGUAUACGAUCUAAACGCUAGUAAAUGCCACCACAAAAUCGUAAUUACAACAAUCGAGAUUUUCUUUGAGCUCCGAGUUGGGGGCGUGUCAUUCAGAAAACGUCUUUCGGAUGAGAUGUCAACAAGCCAAUUUACCUGCACAAAAUACGCUAGCAUCGUACAAUUACGAUAUAAUAUGUAACGAUAAAGUAUACAUUGGUUCAAAUUGAUUAAAAACACGCCAGAUGAAAAUGAUUUGUUCUCCACUCUCUAGAAGUAGAGCUGAAAAGACAACCUGAUGUAUGUUUUAUUAAGAUAAUAAUUAAAGGAAGGAACCUCCAUCUUGUUCCGCGCAAAGUGACUUGAACUCACGUGAUGUCAUAAACUCGUAAAUACGAGCUUCCAAGAAAGACUUUAACAAACAAGGGUGUAAUUACUCUUUAAGGAGUACUGGUUUAGGGACCAUACAGAUAAAUUUAUCUGUUGAUAUAUUUAUCCACACGCAGCUGGACUCCAUUUCUCCAUAUUGAUCUAAAUGCAGUACACCAAGUGCAUGAAAAGCUGAGUCGGCAGUAUCUCAAGAGUCAGCCCAUUAACCAAUAUUCAGUGUACUCAGUCACCAGAGCAUUAGUUGAACAUCAUUGCAACAUAGCCAUACCGAGGAUUAGAGAGAUUAAUGCCCAGCUGUCAUGAUGACAUCACCGUGUUAGUAGCCAGUUUGUCAAAGCUUAGUGGUGUGAUUAAAUCUUUUUGUGGAUUAAUGCUUUUUUCAUUGAUGCUAAAUGUGCAGAGAUGUCUCAAAGGUGUCUUCAAGUGUUUGGUUCACGUGUUAUUAGCAACCGUUUGGUGAAAGUCUUCUUUAUUACAGUGACUUAAAGCGUCCAUCCUAUUCCUGAAGUGUGUUUUUAUGUUUUGCAAAGGAAAACUAGUCCUCUCUUUCCCUUAGUGCCUGUGGUAUUGUAAAAUGUCAGUAUGCCAUAUCAAAUUGAUAAGCGGUACUUUAACACUUUGCUUGUCUUAGAUGAUCGAGGCUUUUGCAUCGCAUGCUAGCAUUUUCUGCUUUGUUUUACUAUUUUAUGAUGUAAGAAUGUAAAGGAAAUCCUUUGAAACUGAGCCUCUGAACAAAAGCUAAGGCAGAAAGAAAAAAAACUGUUUUUAAUUUAUAUGUAGUUGAAGAUUUUUUUUCCUGCUGACACAGUAGUAGCUUGUCCUGUUUGGCUCGAGAGCCUCAGAGGAUUCUGUAAAUAUGUUUUUGAAAGCUUUGAGGGAGAACUUUUCAUGUUUUGAUAGUGAGACUGAAAAUAAAAACGAGAACGAGUGCA